Silurus meridionalis is the source of this 2859-nucleotide messenger RNA. It is a transcript of the gene lsp1a, whose product is annotated as lymphocyte specific protein 1 a. The record is from RefSeq and is a predicted model, not a curated record. The coding region runs from base 245 to 2014 and encodes 589 amino acids. Lineage: Eukaryota; Metazoa; Chordata; Actinopteri; Siluriformes; Siluridae. The transcript is spliced from 14 exons. Gene Ontology annotation, molecular function: calmodulin binding; myosin binding; actin binding. Gene Ontology annotation, biological process: muscle contraction.
AAAGAGGAGGGGUGGAGGAAGGCUGUGACUAAAGCAUGUCACUCUGAGAGGACUAAGCAUUGUGUGGAUCUCACUUGAUAUUUUUACCAGGCAGCAUUGCGGACAGGACACAGUAAAAGUGCUCACAGGAAGAGUGCUAGGUAGAGAGCUCGGAAAGACACACAGGAGUACAGACAUUCCAAAGGGCAUAGAACAACUCUUUCAGCUCUACUAGUUUAGUAAAGAGCGACAAAAGGAAAGAGAGAUGUCAAGUGCAAUCUUGAGACGAAACUCCAGCAAGCAAGGCUUGCAGAACCUCCUCAGAGUGACAGCUCAGCGAAGCAUUGAAGAUGCUGAAGAAAUUGAGAGGGAGCGACGACGCCGGGCCCGAGAGGCUCUCAGAAAGGAUCACAGUAUCACUGGAUCUGCUGGUGCUCCUCAAGAAACCUCUGGACCAACUGAGGAGUGUCUCUUGGAAAGUGAACUGAAACCAAGCAGCUCUGGUGCACUGGAAGAGGAUGAAGGUUUCAGUGACUGGACACAGAGAUUGGAAAGGGGCAGACAGGUCAGGCAGGAUGAAAAUGACCGUAAAGAGGAGAACUUGAAGGUGAAAAGAACCAUGAAUGGAGGAGGCAGAAAGGGAGAGAUGAGCUCCAAUGUGUUAAAACGACAGCAUAAUUUACAAGCUGAAGUAGAAGAAGUGUUGGACUACAUGCCAGGGAGGAAGACCAGUGAGAAGUGCGUGUUGUUUGGAGACAAGACAAGUAGCCUUACAGCCAAAGAGACACCAGAAUGGAAGGAAGAUAUAAUCAGAGUUAACAAGAGACAAGUCGAGGAGACAAAACCACACAUGGAGGAGAAGGUAAAAGAAGUGAGAAAAGAGGUGAAGGUCUCUUAUACAUCUAAAGUUUUCUUACAGCAAGAUAGAACACCCACCACCAACAAUGACGAUCCUGAUGAAGAGGAAGUGACAUCACAUCUCAAAACUAGAAAGACUACAAGCAGGGUCAUAGAUCAUGGCUCAGAGAUGAGGGAACAGGCAGGGGCCAGUCUGGAGACCGAGCAAAAGUUGGAGAAGAUCCGGCGGAGCCACCAGGAAAAGGAAAGCCAGGAGCUGGAGCAGCUUCGCCAACGGCAGGCUGAGGCUGAGGUAGAGUUGGAGAACCUUAAGAAGCGGAGAGAAGAACGCAGAAGAUUGCGUGAGGAAGAGGAGCGCAGGAAAGAAGAAGAGGAGCAGCAGCGUCUGGUUAAGGAGGAGGAGGAGAAGAGACAGAUGAAGGAGGAUAUAGAAAGGAGAAGGAUGGAGGCAGCUGAAAAGAGGAUGAGGAGCUUGAAUAUGUCUUCCCCAGAUUUAGAUGAGUCUUUCAACUCUCUCUGUCCAAAAAGUCCCACUUUCAAGAGAGAGCAUGAGGAGAGAUUGACAGCUGAAAGUACAUGCUUGAUCAUUGACAGAACAGAGUCCUUGAAUCGGUCCUUGAAGAAAAGCAACAGCUUUAAGAAGACUCAGCCACCGAUACUCUUGACUAAGAUUGAUGACAAACUGGAGCAGUAUACUCAUGCUGUGGAGAGCUCGGCAAAAGAACCAAAGGGCCCCAAGUCAGCUGUAGCGGACAUGCCCAGUGUUCCUGAACCAGUAGUUGCAAAAAAGAACCUGUUUGAGGCAGGAGAGGCCUGGAACCAGGGCACCCACAAAGGAACCCCAUCAAAGGACACUGAUGGACUGAAAGUGGGUGUGGCUGAUCUGAUCACUCAGUGGGUAAAAGGAAGCCCAGAGGGUGGCAACAGAUAUGCACAGCCCAAACCAUGUGAUGUUAAAGCAGGAGAUGUGCUUCAGAAGAAGAACAUGUGGGAGAUCAUAGGGGAAGGUUCACAAACCUGCCGGUCAGGACAAGCGGGGAAGUGCACCUCUUCCAGCAAACGCUACAAGUUUGUUGUGACCGGCCAUGGCAAAUAUGAGAAGAUUCCCAUUGAUGAUGACGAUUACAGUGAUUAUCCCAGUGAAAAAUCAAGCUUUGCCAUACAAAGCAGCAGAUAAAAUAAGAGUGAACAGUGAAGAGAAGAGAAGAGAAGAGAAGAGAAGAGAAGAGAAGAGAAGAGAAGGAGAAAAUUAAAAAAAAGCACCAUUUUGAAUACACUAAAUGUAAAACACAAUCACCAGCCUCUUUAUUAGGAACAUCUGUACAUUUGCUCAUUCCUGCUAUCAUCCAAUUUGCCAUUUAUGUGCCAGCACUUUAUUGCACUGCAACUAAAAUUGCACUAAAAGUCAAUUGCUAAAUGUACUGUUCACACCAAACAUCAGAAUGAGGCGGAGUGGUUUGAGUAUUUCAUAAAAUGCUGAUUGCCUUUUCUCUAGAGUUUAGACUCUCCAGUAAAAAGCAGAAAUGACUUUCUGGUGAGAUACAUCAGAACAGAGCAGAAAGCAUUUUAUAAAACACUUUGAAAAUUAAGGAUGAUGGUAUACAACAGCAGACCAUAUCUCAGGUCCACUGAUGUCAGGCAAGAACUGGAAUCUGGAUAACUGCAUGACAGAGCAGGUAUAAAGGUGUUCCUAAUACAGUGGGCAUUGAGUGUAGUGUAUGUUUAAGCUACAGGUGAAUGUUUCAGAGAUAAAUUGAUGAAUUAUGAUGCCCAUAAUUCAGAUUUACACUCUUCACAAAACUUCCUUUAAAUUUUGAUUACUUUGUGAGUAGAUUGUGCGAAUAUCUCAUGUCAUUCAGCCAUUUCAGAAUGACACUGGACACAACUUAUAAAAUGAAGAAGCUCAGAAGAUUCAAUAUUUUUUUUUUACCACAUCUUGAAUCUCUCUGUUAGAAUAAUAUGAUUUGAGUAAGGAAAAGCAAUAUGCUUUUUUUCCAUAAUUCCUAUUUGUAAUUCAUACAA